Ambispora leptoticha is the source of this 1923-nucleotide messenger RNA. Lineage: Eukaryota; Fungi; Glomeromycota; Glomeromycetes; Archaeosporales; Ambisporaceae. The record is from the annotation of a GenBank genome assembly.
AUGCGGCGAGACGUACGAAUUCUAGUUGCUGGAGACGACGGUGUUGGAAAAAGUACCUUGAUAACAUCUCUCAUUAAAGAACAAUAUGUUCCAAACAUACAACACAUAGUCCCUGAAGUGACAAUACCACCAAAUAUUACUCCUGAAAACGUUACAACACAUAUCGUAGAUUCUUCAGCUCGAGCUGAGAAUCGAGAACAUUUAGAAAUGGAAAUUAGGAAGGCACAUGUCAUUUGUAUUGUAUAUUCCAUAGAUGACCCACAUACUUUUAAUCGCCUCGCAUCAUAUUGGUUACCUUACAUUAGAGGCCUUGGAGUGAAUGUUCCUGUUGUGUUGGUUGGCAAUAAGAUAGAUCUUCGCGGUGAUCAAGUAGCAAAUCAAUCAUUGGAGGACGAAAUAAUACCAAUAAUGAAUGAAUUCAAGGAAGUAGAAACUUGCGUGGAGUGCUCGGCAAAACAACCGCUUAAUGUUUCGGAGGUAUUUUAUUUUGCACAGAAAGCCGUUCUGCAUCCUACUGCUCCAUUAUAUGAUUCUCGGGAACACGUCUUGAAACCAGCGUGUAAAAAUGCACUUAAGCGAAUUUUUAGUCUGUGUGAUGCUGAUAAAGACGGGGUAUUGAACGAUGAUGAGUUGAAUGACUUUCAGCGAAAGUGUUUUAACGCGCCUUUACAACAACAAGAACUCGAGGGUGUUAAAGAUGUUGUAAAAGAUAAUGAGCCAGCUGGUGUUAAUGAUAUUGGAUUGACGGAGCUUGGCUUUUUAUUCCUUCAUAAACUUUUCAUACAAAGAGGUCGCCUUGAAACAACAUGGACGGUCCUUCGACAGUUUGGCUACGGCGACGAUCUUUCUCUGCGAGAGGAUUUUUUAUAUCCAGAAAUCGACAUACCAUAUGAUUGUUCGGUAGAAUUAAGUCCUUAUGGGUACCAAUUUUUUGCUGAUAUAUUUCAGGCAUUUGAUAAGGAUAAAGAUGGGGCAUUAAAAGAUGACGAACUAGAACAACUUUUUAGCACAGCUCCUCAAGGAUCUCCAUGGACAAACUCUGAAUUCCCGCAGACUACAAUCACAAAUGAGGCUGGGGCUGUUACCUUGCAAGGAUGGUUGGCUCAAUGGAGUAUGACCACUUUACUUGAUUAUAAAACUACAUUAGCCUAUCUCGCUUUCCUUGGAUUUGAAGGUGACACAAGAAGUGCUUUGAAGGUGACAAGACCAAAAAAACUUGAAAGGAAACGGAAUAAAGUGCAGCGUAAUGUCUUUCUUGUCUAUGUGUUUGGCGCAGCAGGCUCGGGUAAGACCACAUUACUGAAAACGUUUCUAAACAAACCAUUCACGGAAGGAUAUUCGCCAACAACGAGAACUUUUAGUGUGGUCAAUUCUGUGGAAAUCAAAGGAGCCGAAAAGUACUUAGUACUUCAAGAAUUCGGCUCAAAGUAUGAAAACGAAAUUCUUCAAAAUAAACGCAAAAUGGAAGCAUGUGACUUGUUAUGUUUUGUAUAUGAUUCUAGUGAUGUUAAUUCUUUUUCAUAUAUUGUGGAACUGCGGCGAAGGCAUUUGAUAUUAGAAAAUAUGCCGACGGUUUUUGUUGCAACCAAAAGCGAUUGUGACCUCGUCCAACAGCGACACGAAGUCCAACCAGACGUCUACUGUCGCACGCUCGGUCUCUCAGUCCCUAUAAGCGUGUCGGUACGUCUCCAACAGAUCGCCGACCUAUGGAUUUUGAUGACCGGAUACGCAAUGAGCCCCGCGACAGCGACGCCAGGCGGAAUAGUGGACGCUACACAUGGAACGUCGCGCGUGAAACGGUAUUUAACAUUCACAGCUUUGACUGGGAUGAUUCUUGGCGCGGCCUUUUUGGGGUUCCGUCUCUUUCAACAGCAUAGGCGGGUGCUGAAUGUUAAUGUGAAUCCGAGUGUGAUGAAUACGUAA